AUGCCAGAGGUUAGCAAAGAGCUUGGACUCGACACUUCUGUCAUGUCCCAGGAGAGCCACGAUGGGAUUCGUACAGCACGUAGCCUUCCAAAGGGACGCCAUAGAAGAAACGUCAACCUAUUCCUUGCAUCUCUCUGCUUGCUGGCAGCAGGUCUGGUAUUGACAACCUACUUCUUGCUACGAAAAACAGAAGAGAUUCAGUUUGAGACUGCAUUUUCCAUCUUUGCAAGGGAGACUGCUGUGAUUGCUGAAAUGCAAGCAUCGAAUGUCUUUGGCCAGCUUCAGAGCCUAGCAUCGGCAGUUAGGUCUGGAGUGGAAACACCUGAACAGCGCUACCCCCACAAGAUUUCCAUUCCAGACUUCGACUUGCGGGCCGAGGAGAUUGCCAACUUGACUGAGAUUGAACUCCUCAUGUUCGUACCCUUUGUUCCUCAUGAAGAGCGACGAGAAUGGGAGGAGUUUCAGCUGCUGAACCAGGAAUGGAUUAUGGAAGGAUAUACUGAACGUGGAUGGAACACGUCUCACUUGAAGACCAUUCCUCACCAAAUCUACAACUACACCCUUCCAGAGGGAUACAAUGAUACUAGGAGAGGCUUUGUGGAUACAGGCUUCAUGGAAGGCAUUCUUUCCAAUCACACACCAGCUACCAAGAUGGGCGGCGUCAGCGUUCCAGUGGCCCAGAUUGGACCAAGACUCAAUGAUACCUCGAUAGUUAUGAUGGAUCUGUUCACACACCCAAUCUUCAGGAAGGAAAUAAUUGCUUCUUUGGAGUAUGAUGUACCUGUCAUCUCUGAGGUGGAAGACCUUGAGUUCCUGCUACAGCAUGUUGUGCCGCUCUCAGGUGAAGAAGUGGACUAUUCAAUACCCCGAAGUUUUACUUUGGACCCAGUCAAGGCAGGCUUUGGCAAGGAUUCUAUCACAGUUGGCUUUGUUGUUGGAAUCAUCCAGUGGGGUGCUUUCUUCCGGACUUUGCUCCCUUCCAAUGUUAAUGGCAUUGUUGUGAAUAUAGAGUCUGACUGUGGCAGGAGUUUCACCUACAUCAUCAAUGGAGGAAAAAAGGAUGAUUGCAACCUGGAUGGAAUCACUGUUCCUGAGAGCAAGUACCAGCAUCUGGAACAACGAUAUCAGUUCUUCUGGAAAGACCACCCAAAAGGAACCUCCCGUCACUGCCAUUUUGAUCUUGUCAUCACCCCCUCUAGUGAAUUUGCUAUGGCAUACAUGACCAACACUCCCAUUCUUUGGGCAGGUGUUGUCCUGUCUCUGUUUGUGGUAAUUGGUUUGGCUUUCGCUCUGUACGACUUUUACAACCACAAGAAACAAGUAAGGAUAUCGAUGGAAAAGGAGAGGGCUGAGGCUGUUGUCUCUUCACUUUUCCCAAAACAUGUGGGUAACCAGCUCCUAGAGGAACAAGCUAGAGACACUGAGUGGCAAGCCAUUGACCAAGAGAGGAGAGCCAAGCCUCUUGCUGAGCUAUUUCCAUCUGCAACUAUCAUGUUCGCUGACCUCAAAGGAUUCACUGCAUGGUCAUCAAACAGGCCGCCAUCAGAUGUGUUUAUGCUGCUCGAAACUAUCUACCAUGAAAUGGAUGCAAUCGCUAAAAGACGCAAAGUAUUCAAAAUAGAAACGAUUGGGGAUUGCUAUGUUGCUGUGUGUGGCCUUCCCCGGCAACGCGAUGACCAUGCUGUAGUCAUGGCACGGUUUGCACAGGAUUGUCUAGAAAAGUUCCAUGAAUUGGUUACCAUGCUAGAUGUAGAUCUUCCUGGGACUGCAGCACUUGAGCUUCGGACUGGCCUCCACAGUGGCCCAGUGACAGCUGGUGUGUUGCGUGGAGAGCGGGCGCGUUUCCAGCUCUUCGGGGAUACAGUCAACACUACAUCCAGAAUUGAGUCAACUGGCGAGGGUAGCAGAAUUCAUCUAUCUCAACAGUUUGCUGAUGAAUUGAUCAAGUGUGAUAAGGGACACUGGGUGGUGCCCCGAGAAUACAAGGUCCAAGCUAAAGGGAAGGGGACUCUUAGCACGUUCUGGUUGCAGGUUGGAGAAACAGAACUGAGGAAAUCAAGCACGGGCAGCCAUAACACACUGACGACAUCAGAAACACCUCCACAAUCACAAGAAGACUUCGGCGAGACAUCUCCGGACUGCGACGAGGCUGCUGCUGAAUCUGACGAUUUUUCUGAUAUUUCUGAUUCCUUCGCCGACGAAACCUCCACAUUGUAA
Seminavis robusta is the source of this 2217-nucleotide messenger RNA. NCBI's taxonomy places the organism in Eukaryota, Bacillariophyta, Bacillariophyceae, Naviculales, Naviculaceae. The record is from the annotation of a GenBank genome assembly.